CAGUUUUGCAGAACUCCGAUAUAUGUGGACGCUAACAUGGACUUCAUUUAAAGAAACCCACGGACCAUUAAUGGACAAAAACAUGAAUCAGAUUGUAUUUUGGCAUUCAAAUCCUAGCACUUGGGGAAAGGUUCUGAAGCCCCCUCUUACAUCAGAACUCUUUUCUAAUGAUCCUCUGAGUGUCAUCUCAGGACCCUGGGCACACUCAUGGCACGAUGGCCAACCCUCAGGAGCACCUGAGCUGCUCCUCUUCCCCACACUUGCCUUUGAGUGAAAACAAAACCUUCAAUGGACUACAAGAUGAUGUCGCACCUAUGCGAAGCCACCCUUCACCCAAGCUUCUUAAGGACCAGCAGGAAAAGGGGGUGGUGCAAACAGAGCUAACUGAGGGCAUGAACAGCCCCAUCACCACAACAGUGUUGACAAGCGUAAGCGAGGAUUCCAGGGACCAGUUUGAGAACAGCGUUCUUCAGCUAAGGGAACAAGAUGAAUCGGAGAUGGCCGUGUCUCAUGGGAACAGCAACACUGUGGAUGGAGAGGGCACAAGUGGAACCGAAGACAUCAAGAUUCAGUUCAGCAGGUCGGGCAGCGGCAGUGGUGGGUUUCUUGAAGGACUAUUUGGAUGCUUAAGGCCUGUAUGGAAUAUCAUUGGGAAGGCAUAUUCCACUGAUUACAAAUUGCAGCAGCAAGAUACUUGGGAAGUGCCAUUUGAGGAGAUCUCAGAGCUGCAGUGGCUGGGUAGUGGAGCCCAGGGAGCUGUCUUCUUGGGCAAGUUCCGAGCGGAGGAGGUGGCCAUCAAGAAAGUGAGAGAACAGAAUGAGACGGAUAUCAAGCAUUUGAGGAAGUUGAAGCACCCUAACAUCAUCGCUUUCAAGGGUGUUUGUACUCAGGCCCCAUGUUACUGUAUCAUCAUGGAAUACUGUGCCCAUGGACAACUUUAUGAGGUUUUGCGAGCUGGCAGGAAGAUCACACCUCGAUUGCUAGUAGAUUGGUCCACAGGAAUUGCAAGUGGAAUGAAUUAUUUACACCUCCAUAAAAUUAUUCAUCGUGAUCUCAAAUCACCUAAUGUUUUAGUGACUCACACAGAUGCAGUAAAAAUUUCAGAUUUUGGUACAUCUAAGGAACUUAGUGAUAAAAGUACCAAGAUGUCCUUCGCUGGCACAGUAGCAUGGAUGGCGCCAGAGGUGAUACGGAAUGAACCUGUCUCUGAAAAAGUCGAUAUAUGGUCUUUUGGAGUGGUGCUCUGGGAGCUGCUGACAGGAGAGAUCCCGUACAAAGAUGUAGACUCUUCAGCCAUUAUUUGGGGUGUUGGAAGCAAUAGCCUACACCUUCCAGUUCCUUCCACUUGCCCUGAUGGAUUCAAAAUCCUUAUGAAGCAGACAUGGCAGAGUAAACCUCGCAAUCGACCUUCUUUUCGGCAGACACUCAUGCAUUUAGACAUCGCAUCUGCGGAUGUACUUGCCACCCCACAAGAAACUUACUUCAAGUCUCAGGCUGAAUGGAGAGAAGAAGUAAAAAAACACUUUGAGAAGAUCAAAAGUGAAGGAACUUGUAUCCACCGAUUAGAUGAAGAACUGAUUCGAAGGCGCAGAGAAGAGCUCAGGCACGCUUUGGAUAUUCGUGAGCACUAUGAGAGAAAACUUGAGCGGGCUAAUAAUUUAUACAUGGAAUUGAGUGCCAUCAUGCUGCAGCUAGAAAUGCGGGAGAAGGAGCUAAUCAAGCGUGAGCAAGCAGUGGAGAAGAAGUAUCCUGGGACCUACAAACGACAUCCUGUCCGUCCAAUAAUCCACCCUAAUGCCAUGGAGAAACUCAUGAAGAAGAAAGGUGUGCCUCACAGACCUGGGAUGCAGGCCAAGCGGCCAGAUCUGUUGAGAUCUGAAGGUAUCCCCAGUGUGGAAGUGGCUCCCACUGCAUCCCCUUUGUCCGGAAGUCCCAAAAUGUCCACCUCCAGCAGCAAGAGCCGAUAUCGGAGCAAACCACGCCACCGCCGCGGGAGUAGCCGAGGCAGCCACGGCGACUUCGCGGCGAUCUUAAAAAACCAGCCAGCCCGGGAAAAUUCACCCCAUCCCACUUACCUGCACCAAGCUCAGUCCGAAUACCCUUCUCCCCAUCACCGUAGUCCUCUCCAGCAGCAAUACCAGCAACCCCCUCCCGCCGCGUCUCAGAGUCACCAUCCCAGACUCGACAUGCACGGACAGGACAUUGCAACCUGCGCCAACAACCUGAGGUAUUUUGGCCCCGCGGCAGCCCUGCGGAGCCCACUCAGCAACCAUGCUCAAAGACAGAUGCCUGGCUCUAGCCCUGACCUCAUCUCCACGGCCGUGGCGGCAGAUUGCUGGAAAAGUUCCGAGCCUGACAAGGGCCAGGCAGGCCCCUGGGGCUGUUGUCAGGCUGACCCCUAUGACCCCUGCCUCCAGCGCAGGCCAGAACAGCAUGGGUCCUUAGACGUCCCCUCUGCCGAGCCUGUGAGGAGGAGCCCCAACCUUUUCAAGCCACCAGCACACAACCCCCUCUCGGAAAAUGCCCAAGGUUCUGAGAAAAUGGAAGAAAAGGAAUUCAGCGGCUGUGGGUCUGCAGCGUCCCUCAACACCUCUCAUCACAUCACCCCCCCAGCUCUACCUCGAAAAACAAGGCCCCUUCAGAAGAGUGGAGAUGACUCCUCUGAAGAGGAAGAAGGAGAAGUAGAUAGUGAAGUUGAAUUUCCACGAAGACAGAGGCCCCAUCGCUGUAUCAGCAGCUGCCAGUCAUAUUCAACCUUUAGCUCUGAGAAUUUCUCUGUGUCUGACGGAGAGGAAGGAAAUACCAGUGACCACUCAAACAGCCCUGAUGAGUUAGCGGAUAAACUCGAAGACCGCCUGGCAGAGAAGCUAGAUGACCUGCUGUCCCAGACGCCGGAGAUCCCCAUUGAGAUAUCCUCGCAUUCAGACGGGCUCUCUGACAAGGAGUGUGCUGUGCGCCGUGUGAAGACGCAGAUGUCUCUGGGCAAGCUGUGUACGGAGGACCGUGGCUAUGAGAAUCCUAUGCAGUUUGAAGAAUCGGACUGUGACUCUUCAGAUGGGGAGCGUUCUGAUGCCACAGUUAGGACCAAUAAACACUACAGCUCUGCUACUUGGUAAUGAAAGAAUACCCACCCUGAAGAUCUCAUGACUAUACUGGCAUUUCACAUCCAUCCCACCCCCAGACUCUUCCCACUCUCUCCCUGCUUUUUCAUCUGGGAAGAGAGCUGCCCCAUCUUUCUUACCCCUAGACAUGAGCUGCAAUAACAGGAACAUGAGACUUCACAAAUCUCUGGAAAAAAAUAUCCAAAUGAAAUUAAGUCUCACUGAACAUUUCAAUCAAGAAUGGCAGGGAUCUAUUUUAUUGAAUAUUCUAGCUACUGUAACACUGAUAUUUAUUUUUGUUUGACAUUUUAACACUUUGUACUGUAAAGAGUGAACUAUAUAUGAUAGAGAGAAAGACAAUAAUUUCUUGCAAAAAGAGAGAGAGAGAGAGAGAGAAAGGAGGAAAGAACAGAAGUGGAAUUCAGGAGCAACAUCCUUGGGAAUCUGUGGAGCCAGGAGGUAUUACUGCUGCUUGAACAGGGGACCAGUUCCUCUGGCCAUAAGUGACUGAAGAAGAGCCAGAGCAAGACAUACUGAACAUUUUAGAAAACAAAAACAGCAAAAGAAAAGCAAUUCCAGGUAAUCUGUGAACAGACCACAUUAAAUCCACCCAGCCUGUCCAGAUGGGUGAUGGAAAGACCUAGACAAUUUUGGAGACCAGAGACUUGCACCCAAGGCCUUUGAGGGCAUGUGCUUCCUCUAGGAGGAAAAAGAAAACUGCGUGUGUCAAAGCUGAUCUCAUUUUUAAAAUGCUGAGCACCGUUGGUAGUGAGACUUACAGACAGUGUCCAACCUUUUCCUUGACAAAUUUUCUGCUUUUUAUGCGUCAGUGUCACUACCUUGGCAAAUGCAUUACCUUGACCAAUGUGUUGAUUUUUCAGACUCAAGUGCCAGUUUCCUGUAGCCUAUUUCCUUUCCACCUGUUGGCUGCUUCUUUUAGGGAAAAAGGGGGCAGGGGAGGGAGAGCCUGAGGAGGAGAAAAGGAGAAGACAAAAAGAGAAUGUCCAACAGUGUUGGAAAAGCAAAUGUGGAAUUUGUAAAAGGACAUUUUCAGAAUGUCUCAGUUCAACUACGUGCAGAAGAUGGGAUCACCCCUCCCUGGAACCAGGUUGCUUGUCUACUAGAGUUUUAUUGAUGUAAACAGAACAGUCCUUGAAGACAGCUAGGAGGUGUGUCAGUCUGCCCGAUGUCCAAUCCCAAACCAUCCCCCAUGUUUUUAUUUGUUAACUCAUUCUAUCCCAGAAGCUGUAGUGACUGGCUACCACUAUCAGAAUAAAGGCAAAAUAAGCAACUUGCAAAGGGCAACCCCUUCCCUAUCACAAUAGCAUUUUUGUUAAAUGCUACUUGUAACAUGUAUUUGGAUCAAUGUAGUUUUGAAUAAUUGGAUUUGGAAAUUUGUAGAAGGAACAACUGAUGCUAAGCAGAGAUUGGAAAAAUAUUGUCCAAGGCAUGAGGUCCUUCCUGUCUCUAGGGUCAUGGGCUCUGAGAAACAUCCCAAGGUACCUCAUGGUGCCUUGGCUUUAAGGAAAUUUUUAUCUAGAAUUUUAUAUAAAAACAGAUGUUGGCCUAGUUCCUGUCUCUGUCUCCAAAAUCAGUUACUGCCAAACAACCUCGAAGCUCAAGACCUGGAGAGGGUGGCUAGACGCUCUGAUAUUGCAUCAGACUGGACUUCAGGAAAGACUUACAUACACAGGUAUUAAACCAUUUCCAGUGCAGAUGAAAACAUCACCCUCCUCUGGGUGUCACUGAUUGCAUCGGCCAAAAAGGAAAAGCAGGAGGGAAUUUAGAGCAGUUCCUUUUGCUUGUUUGAUCCCUCCAUUUGUUUACACUUUAUGUUGAGACAUUGAUUUAAAAUUUAGUGUCUGUAAUUUAUAGCUCUUAGGUAGGCUGAAGGAAAAUAUUUAACUUAUACAGAGAGCAGUAUUGUUUCAUUAAAUUAUUCCAUUUUGUAUAAAUUCUGUAGCUGGACUACAUGAAAGAUCUUAAGUUAUGGUAUUAUUAUCAUUGUUAUUUUAUUUUAUAAUUAUCUUUCUCAUUUUCUGUCGAUCAGAAGGUGUGGUUUAUGGUGUAGCACAAUGAUUGUGUUUAUUGCUAACCAUGAAUUAUUAUGGAUUUUUAUGAAGGAAUGAAAAUGGAACUGCCAUUUGGGAGCUCCCUGGUAUUUGUCUUAGCUGUAUUCCCUCAUUUUCUGUGUACAACAACAAUCAUCUGAGGAUGCGUGUACCGCCCUGAGGUCCAGUGGAUACGUUGUGAUUUUGACUUGAUUGCAAAAGCUCCUAGGUGGGCAUCAGAUGACUGAGUGGUGGACAAAGAGUUCAAAAGCUGUACAUUUUCUCGAGUUUCUUAAGAAAUAAAAUCAUGGGACUACAUUAGAAGCACAAAGAGAAUUAUUUAAUGCCCUGAGAGGAACAGGCCUACAGGGAAUCUGCAUGGGGCCUGUGGGGUAGAUAGUUUCAAGAACUGGCAGCAUAGUUUGUAAUCUCCUUCCUACUAAAUCCCAUAAAACCAACACUUUUCUCCUAGUUGGGAGACUAUAAAAAGGAAAUAAAUAGAUGGCAUGACAAAAAAAAUGCCUAACUGUGAUGUCAUCCGAUAGCAAGACAAGAGAAAUUCUAGAAUGAGGCUUAGUCUCUUAGUCACCUGAGCUGGAAAAGUACCUGAAAACCCAUAUUUUUCAUCCUCUGACUUCAGACCACACCAUACUGUGAAUCUCUCUGGUUCAUUACUUCUGAGAACAGAGAGGCUACAACUCUGUGUCCUCUUUAUUUAUUUAUUUAUUUUUUGAUGUGGACCAUUUUUAAAGUCUUUAUUGAAUUUGUUACAAUAUUGCUUCUGUUCUAUGUUUUGGUUUUUUGGCCACGAGGCAUGUGGGAUCUUAGCUCCCCAACCAGGGAUCAAACCCGCAUCCCCUGCAUUGGAAGGUGAAGUCUUAACCACUGGACCGCCAGGGAAGUCCCUCUGUGUCCUCUUUCUGUCCAACAUAAAACACUGACCCUUCAGCGUGUCCAGGUCUUGCCCACCUGUCAUGGCCAAAGAAGAACAUGAAGGUUAACGUGUCUUACCCCUUUCAGUGAUGGUCUUCCUGGAAAACCCACCCCAAUACCUCAUAAUUUUGAUAACUUUUUUGAAUUCCCAUCUUGACUGUCUGUCAUGGUAAUGCCAUAUACCUGUCUGGAUUGACUGUUAUGAGCAAGUUAGCGUAGCAGACAGUAUUGAAUCUUCAAGUCAUUCACUCUAUUGUCAAGAGUUGAAUAGGGCUUCCCUGGUGGCGCAGUGGUUGACAGUCCGCCUGCCAAUGCAGGGGACACAGGUUCGAGCCCUGGUCCGGGAAGAUCCCACAUGUCGUGGGGCAACUAAGCCCGUGCGCCACAACUACUGAGCCUGCGCUCUAGAGCCCCCGAGCCACAGCUACUGAGCCCAUGAGCCGCAACUACUGAAGCCCGCACGCCUAGAGCCUGAGCUCCACAACAAGAGAAGACACCGCAAUGAGAAGCCCGCGCACCACAAUGAAGAGUAGCCCCCGCUCGCGGCAACUAGAGAAAGCCUGCACGCAGCAACGAAGACCCAACGCAGCCAAAAAUAAAUAAAUACAUUUAUUUAUUAAAAAAAAAAAGUUGAAUAAAGUUCCACUUUGAACAUUUUACUUAUUUUUUAGUAGAAGUGACUAGAGGCUUCAGAGAACAGUGUCUUUAGUCUAGGUUAAAAGAGAAAUGCCUUCUCUAUCCCAGGCUACCCUUCACUGCCUGCCUUGAAAUAACCAGCACUAUUUUGAAUUAGUGUGUGUUUCUUUGAGAACAACUCCACAGUCAUCUGAAGAGUGGAACGAAGAGCUCGGGGAAUUUAAGAGCUAAUUCUUCAGUCUGACAACUGGGUGGCAGUGCUUUAAGGAAACUUACAGGACUAUGAUUUCAAGCUUCAUUGUUGAUCAAAAGUUUAACCCCCUUGAAGUGAAUUCCACAUUCAUUUAGCAUCUGGUUUUGACUGACUGCAAGAUAAUGAGUUUUUAUUUGUUUCGCAGAUGGGCAUUUGGUUCUGAUUCCCAUCUAUUUCUAGAUCAUGUCCUCUGAAUAACAAUGCCUCUUAAAAUUGCUUGGCAGAGGGACUGAGAAGCCUGCAUCCUCCUUUGAAGUUAUAAUAGACCUUACCACCACUAAAGUUUGGACCUGUUGGCGAGAUUGUGGGGAGCACCUACCCAGGGAGGUGAAGGUGUUAACUGUGUUGUAUGAUGGUUUGGUAUGACCAGCUUGAAGUUCACAUAUUUUAAAACUUUAGUAUCAACAAAUCCAUCCUUCUAGAAUUAAGGAUAUUUUAGUAGGAUUUAAUAAAUACACUGGACUUCCACUUCAGGGCCUCAUUGUACUAAAUUUUCCUCUUACCCUAAGUAAUAAUAGAUUUGAUGGUUUGGGGUUUUCCUGGUACCAACCCAAUUUUAAAUGCCCUCUCCCACUGUGGAGCAUUGACGUUUUUCCAGUGUGAAUGCAUUCUUAUCGAUCAAAAGAUUUACCCUUUUUUUCCAUGCCCUUUUGUCUCAAUCCGCCCCCCUUCCUUAAAAUGUUUCUACUUGAACUUCCUGUGACUGAAUUCUACAAAUUCCAAGGAAUUCCUGCCCUGCUCUGCAGUAUAGUGUGCUAUGUUGUAUUUUGUUUUUCUACCAAGCCAGAAACCAAAAUACCACGUCAUACCACCAUCUACCAUCUCCACCCUCGAUACCCAAGACCGUGUUAUUUAUUGAUCACCAUAUUCUUUCCUACUGAGCCUGGACAUGGCCUCAGAACCUCUCACAACACAGCAUUUGGAGCCAUAAUUAGCACUUGAUUGGAAUUGGUGUGCAAGGGGACAUCUGUUUGCUGUCCCAGCUCUAACCUCAUAAUUAAUUUCCUAAGGUGGUUUGAGAUCUUGAGUUAGCCCUGAUGGGAGAAUGACAGGAUAUACCAGUGUACUCCUUAUAGAUCCCACCCUACGGCUAUCAGGGGGCAGCACCAAUGACAGGAGAAAGGCCACGUGCCUCCACCCACUGCCCUUUUGGAGUAUGAUUCCAAUUGUAUAUUGAAUUCCAAAAUGUCUCUUCAUUUACAUCAUUUCAUUGUUAAAUGAGCAUGUUCCUCCACCUCCUUCUAUAAACAGAAAGUUAAUACAAGUCCCAGUUACUUGCUUCUUCCUUAGACUCUAUGAGACUGAUGUACCAAAACAACGUGACAUUCUUUUCAAGACUUUGACUUGUACUGUCAGUAUGAACUUAGUGCCUUUCUAGGCAGCAAGAUUUUUCUUCAUUGCUGAUUUCAUAGAAUAAAUGACCUAAUAUACUCACAUCACCAACGUUAGCAGCCUCACAGACUAGCACAUAAGAAUCACAUUAGUCUGCUUGUUUGCAUCUUACAGCCAAUACUGCAAGCACCUAUUCAAACUGGAAUGAACUAGACUGCCAAGUGGAGGACCCCUGUGGAACCUGGAACACUUCUCAGGGACAGGUGGCAGAAGAGGGGAGCUCUGAAAUCACUGUUCUGAGAAAUAGGGUAACCCCAAAAGGGUUGGGUUAAGGCUUUUGUUAACUGUCAACGUAACCAGAGCAUGCUGGCAGGGUUUCACACAGAGCCAAGCCCCCAAGCAGACGGUAAGGCCACUGUAAGAAAACUUCCGGCCAAAUCCCAGGCCUACUCUCUAGAGCCACUUCACAGCACUCAGGGGCACACUGGCUCCUGGCCCCAGGCUGCUGCCCAGUGACCAGGCAGACAGGGUCCUCCCGUGGUUGCAGGCCAGAGGGAACCCCACCAGAAGGCGCAGGCUAACAGGAAGAUGUCCCUUCUUGACCGCAUCGCCCGGGUAGCUCACUACCUCGAGCGACCACUUCUCAGAGUCCGGAAGUGGGACGACCCACUUUGAUUCUUGAUUGCAAUAAUUGGAGUUCCUUUCAGUUUGGAGCAAAUUAACUUUUUUUGUUGUCAAGUCUCAGAAUGAUCUCCCUCAUCUGUGUCCUCUGAGGUCUCCGGUACUGUUAGCUCCCCUGCUCCCUGUGUGGGUUCUGACGCCGGCGCCCUCUUUGUAUUGAACAAUUGUACAGCGAUGGGAACAAGAGCGACUAUCAAAGCAAACAAAUGCAUGGAAUUAAACAAAAAGUGUACUUCA
Balaenoptera acutorostrata (minke whale) is the source of this 9224-nucleotide messenger RNA. It is a transcript of the gene MAP3K13, whose product is annotated as mitogen-activated protein kinase kinase kinase 13. The record is from RefSeq and is a predicted model, not a curated record. The transcript is spliced from 14 exons. Bases 216 to 3116 code for a protein of 966 amino acids. Lineage: Eukaryota; Metazoa; Chordata; Mammalia; Artiodactyla; Balaenopteridae. Gene Ontology annotation, molecular function: ATP binding; protein homodimerization activity; JUN kinase kinase kinase activity. Gene Ontology annotation, biological process: protein autophosphorylation; JNK cascade.